Messenger RNA from Malus domestica (apple), 1473 nucleotides. Its product is annotated as probable WRKY transcription factor 74. Gene Ontology annotation, biological process: regulation of DNA-templated transcription. NCBI's taxonomy places the organism in Eukaryota, Viridiplantae, Streptophyta, Magnoliopsida, Rosales, Rosaceae. The record is from RefSeq and is a predicted model, not a curated record. Gene Ontology annotation, molecular function: DNA-binding transcription factor activity; sequence-specific DNA binding.
CUGUUCAUCUUUCACACUUCUCCUACAGAGAGCCUUGGUUUUUCUUCACAUCACAUCCCAAAUCAAUCUCUUCAUCCCACUUUUUUCCCGUUUUCCAUCUUAUUUACUUUUUUUAACAUGAAAAGGAGUUAGACUUUUGAGCAAGUUGAUAUAUGCAGCAGGUUCAUUAGUAGAACGUUGUCUGUCGUCUAAUAACCAUUUCGUUUUCAGUUUUUAAUUAAUCCGCAACUAUUUCUUUCUCUUGGAUACUCCACGAUCUGAUCUUGACAAGGUUUUUUAGAGUUUAGAGAGAGAGAGAGAGAGAGAAAGAGAGAGGGAGAGAGAGAAUGGAGGAGGUUGAGGCAGCUAACAGAGCAGCAGUUGGGAGCUGCCACAGAGUUCUCAAUCUCUUGUGCAAACCAAAACCAUGGAAAAACCUGCAGGUGGAGACUGAGGUGGCAGUGUUAAAGUUCAAGAGAGUCCUCUCUCUCCUCAGCCAUGGAAGAGGAAGAGUGAGAAAGUUGAAGAAGAACCUAAACCCACCACCUUUCCCUCAAAAUAUCUUCUCAGAUGGCCCUAAUUAUUCAGAUAUUUCACCAAAACCCCUCCAGUUACUCCCUCCUAUUUUUCCUAAAACCCCCCACACACAAAAAAAAUUUCUAGGAAACCCAGUUCCGGAUGCUAAUCUCAAGCUUCCCCUCCAAAUUCCCAAAACAAUAACUAUGAAGCAGCACCAGGAAGAGAGAGAAAAGUUGCAGUUUCACCCCCAGCAGGUGAAAUAUCAGAGUGAAAUGGUGUUUUCUGGGAUAGACAGUGGCAUCAACCUUGCAUUUGAUAGGUCUAGCUCUAGCUUCAACCCCUCCAUGACAUCAGCCAGAUCGUUCAUGUCAUGUUUGAGCGUAGGCGACGGCGAUGAGGUCAACACCGGCAGAGAUUCUUUUCGGUUGAUCGAUGGCGUGCCUUGGGUUUCCGGUCAGAGUUCGCAGCAGCAAAGGAGGUGCACUGGUGUGGUGGAAAAUGGGAGUGUGAAUUGCGGCGGCAGUGGUAAAUGCCACUAUCCCAAGAAGAGGAAACUGAGGGUGAAAAGAACUUUUAAGGUCCCUGCCAUUAGUGACAAGACUUCAGACAUUCCUCCUGAUGAGUUUUCGUGGCGGAAAUACGGGCAGAAGCCGAUCAAGGGCUCCCCGUACCCAAGGGGAUACUACAAAUGUAGCAGCAUAAGAGGGUGUCCUGCGAGGAAACAUGUAGAGAGAUGCUUUGAAGACCCUGCUAUGCUCAUAGUCACCUACGAAGGCGAGCAUAAGCAUUCCCAAUCCGCCCGCUGAGGCAUUGGCCUGGAAUAACGCCAUAGACACCCCGUUGCAGGAAAGUUCUGGCUGUGAAGUGCAUCCUUGUACUUGUAGUAUUAACAUUGAGCUUCAAUCGGAACAAACUUAGGCUAACUAGUAUUUCAUGUAAAAUGUAAAUUGAGUUGAUGGAAAGCGUUAUUUUUAA